Molecule: messenger RNA, 910 nt
Organism: Meloidogyne enterolobii
Lineage: Eukaryota; Metazoa; Nematoda; Chromadorea; Rhabditida; Meloidogynidae
Source: the annotation of a GenBank genome assembly
UCGAGAGGGAGACUUUAAAAGAAACAAAAACAAGGAAGUCUCAGAAAAAUCCAAGAUGUUUAAACACAAAUAUGACUAUAGAGGAAUAAGGAAUAGAUUUCAUGAUUUUAAUUGCGAAUACAACAGUGGAAAAAUCAAGAAUAUAAAAACUAAAGAUGAUAAAAAGUUGAAAAAAGAACUACAUCAAUUAAAUGACAAAUAUGAGAAGGGUGAAAUAAAAAAUAUAGUUACUGAAGAAAAUGAAAAAAUAAAAGGAGAAUUGAAAUUAUUUAAUAAAUAUAAGAAAAUAGAGAAGGAAAUAAAAGUAUUGGAAACUGAACUUGAAAGUUUAGAGGAGUCAAUAAAAUUGAAAGAAAAAAUAAACGAAAGAGAUGAAAUGACGAAAAAAAUAGAAGAAAUUAAAGAAAAGAACGAUAAAGAAUUGGAUGAAAAAUUAAACAUGAUAGGAAAUGAACAAAAGAAGAUAUGGGAAGAAAAACUUGAAAAGAUAAAAAAUGAGAAUGAGGAAAUUUUGAAAGAAAACAAGGAAAUUAAGCGCAAGGAAAUGUUGGAGAAAUAUGAUGAUUUUAUUGUAGAAUUAAAAGAAAUGUGGUUUGGAGUUGUUUUUUAUCAUGUUUAUGAUAAAGUAUACAAAAACGAAAACAAAAAGAAGAUAUCAAUUAAAAUAACUAAAGAAUCGGAAAAAGGAAAAGCAAGUACUGGUAGUAAUAUUAAAACUUUUCAAGAUGAAAAAGACGAAUAUAUUCUUUAUUUUAAUGAAAUUACUUUAAUUAAAAAAACAUUUUUGCCAGAAAUUUAUGGAAAAGAAUAUGCAUUAGAAUUGGUUAAAGGAAAAAAACAUUCUGCAAUUUUUGUACAAAUAAACGGAAAAAUUACUAAAGAAGGCAAGUUUUUUGAAAAUCAAUAUUGA